GAGAUUCAGUUCGAAACUUUACUUUCCCGCGAUCAUCCAACUAUGUACUCGUAUUCCAGUAUACUCAAGUGUCUGAUCGUAGCUGUGGCCCUGUCUGCAGUGGUUUUUGUUGUCUAUGUGAAAAUUGUGAAAAAGGACCAUGCCGACGACUGGAAGCCAAAACGUGGCUUGGAGAACGUGAAAAUUCAUAUGGGUUGUUUUAGAAAAACAACGCUGAGCAGGGAAGCGUACUCUAAACUGGAGAACCUUAUCUUCCUCGACGAAUCAGAAGUGCGCCAAUAUGUGACCUGUGUGGCCAUCAAGUGGGGCAUCUUCAGCGAGCAACAGGGCUACAACGCUGAACGCCUAGCUAGGCAAUAUAAUUUUGGCCUGCCCGAGGAGGAGGCACUGCAGAUCGCCCAGAGCUGCAUCGACGACAACUCGCAGAAGAGUCCCACAGAUGUGUGGGCUUUCCGAGGAAACCAGUGCGUAAUGGCCAGCAAGAUAGGCGACACCAUUAAGGCCUUUAUGGAGGCAGAGAUGAAAAAAUUGCCGCGGGGUAGGAUGUAAACAAUGCUCUUGUAAUAAUUAAUAAAUGUAACAUCCAAUAUCAUUUCUCCAAAAA
Messenger RNA from Drosophila eugracilis, 604 nucleotides. Its product is annotated as general odorant-binding protein 99a-like. The record is from RefSeq and is a predicted model, not a curated record. The transcript has 2 exons. Lineage: Eukaryota; Metazoa; Arthropoda; Insecta; Diptera; Drosophilidae. Gene Ontology annotation, biological process: sensory perception of smell. The coding region runs from base 43 to 549 and encodes 168 amino acids. Gene Ontology annotation, molecular function: odorant binding.